AUGUACAAGGUAUUGGAGCGCAUUAUCCUGGACCGACUCAUUAAACAUCGCGAAGAAACAACGCACGACGAGCAAGCUGGCUUUCGUCCUGGCCGAUCUACGAUUGACCAGGUGUUCAUCGUCAGGAGAGUGAUCGAAAUCAGGCAGCGCCCGUCUUCUCAACGCGCCGAUGAAGUACCAGGAAAGUUCGUUCGCUUGCUUGAUGACAUGAAUCAACGAACAACUGCUGCAGUUCGAAUACCAGCCGGAUGUACAACACCGUUUGAAGUGGUAACUGGAGUAAGACAAGGGGCAGUGGCAGGACCCUUCCUGUUCAAAUUCGCCAUCGACGACAUUAUGCGAAGAACAGUCGACCAGUGUCCUGCCCACAUUGUCUUAGCACCACCAGGGUGCCUCUUGACUGACCUCGAAUACGCCGACUAUGUUGUUAUAUUCGCGAAAAGCAGUACGAAACUUCAGCAUGUUGUCAACCUUGUAUCGAAGCUGGCUGCAGCCUAUGGACUACGUCUACGCCCUGAUAAAUGCAAGCAGAUGUGGAUCUCUUCGAGACCUCGAACGGGAAUCGGGGUGGACGGACAACCGAUAGAACUCGUCGAUGAGCUCUGUUACUUGGGCUGUACGUUGAAGAACAACGGUAGCAACGAGAGAGAUGUUCAGCAAAGAUGCGCUAAGGCCACUUCUGCAUUUAACUCCUUAACGAAAUGUCUGUGGUCGACCCCCAUCACCAACGAAGUCAAGCUGCGAGUCUACCUAUCCGCAAUUCGCCCUAUCAUGAUGUACGGAUCGGAGACUUGGGCAGCACCAUCAACGGUUAUGGAGAGGCUUGACUACACGGAACGAAAGCUGCUUAGACGGCUACUUGGCUACUUUUGGCCUAGGGUAUGUCACAAUGAAGAUCUUAACGCAGAAAUUGAUGUGGUAUACCGGCGGAUGACACGUGGAAGAUAUCAACAUCUUGCACCGCCCUCGAAGCGGCUAACUGAGACGUUCAAGCAUUCUCAUACGAUGCCUCUUAAAAGCAAUCAGUGUCUCACCCCGUGUCCGCUCCAAGGAGGAGCGGCAGGUAUUGGUGGAUGGGACCAAAACCCGCUGGAUCCGAAGGAGUUCGUGCUGGGCUAG
Molecule: messenger RNA, 1119 nt
Organism: Necator americanus (New World hookworm)
Lineage: Eukaryota; Metazoa; Nematoda; Chromadorea; Rhabditida; Ancylostomatidae
Exons: 3
Coding region: 1-1119 (372 amino acids)
Source: RefSeq, a predicted model, not a curated record